Messenger RNA from Quercus robur (English oak), 1380 nucleotides. RefSeq names its product zinc-finger homeodomain protein 11-like. Gene Ontology annotation, cellular component: nucleus. The record is from RefSeq and is a predicted model, not a curated record. Gene Ontology annotation, biological process: regulation of developmental process; regulation of DNA-templated transcription. The transcript has a single exon. NCBI's taxonomy places the organism in Eukaryota, Viridiplantae, Streptophyta, Magnoliopsida, Fagales, Fagaceae. The coding region runs from base 264 to 1136 and encodes 290 amino acids. Gene Ontology annotation, molecular function: transcription cis-regulatory region binding; DNA-binding transcription factor activity.
UAUUCUCACAGGACCUUGACAUUUGUACUCUCAUUUCUCAUUACAAUAAACCAUCAUCAAUUCCAUUAUAUUGUACUACCAUGCACCAUCAUCACCAUCAUAUAUCUUAAACCCUUUUAACUUCUUUUUUCAUUUUUUUCCCCAUUCACAUUCAGACACACACACACCUAUUCUUGAUUCUCCAAACCCUCUCACUCACCUUAACAAAACCCUAACCCCCCAAAGUUCCAACCUUUAACCCUGACCAUCAUCAUCACCAAGCCAUGGACUUUAACCCCACCACCCCCACCACAACCCCAACCCCAACCCCAGAUACAGAUGCUGAAACCCCACCACAAACCCAGCCUUUCAAGUCCUUAUCUUUCACCAAUGGCUCACUCAAACGCCACCACCCUCUUCCACUCCCACCACAACCAAAACCACAGCAAGAACCACCCAUGUUAGUGUCCUACAAAGAAUGCCUCAAAAACCAUGCUGCAACAAUGGGUGGUCUUGCUCUUGAUGGUUGUGGUGAGUUCUUACCUUUACCCAAUGCCACUCCUUCUGACCCAACUUCACUAAAAUGUGCUGCUUGUGGUUGCCACCGCAACUUUCACCGCCGUGACACUGACAGUGUCCCUAAAGUUCUCAACUUUCAUCAUCAACUCAAGCUUUCCUCUCCAAGCUCAAGCCCAAGCACAAGUACAAGCCCAGUAAGGUCACCACCACCAGUCUCACACUUACCACCAUCACAAUACUACUACUCAUCGCCCUCAUCCUUACCACAAAUGUUGCUAUCUCUAAGUGCUGCAGCUGAGCCCUCCUCAGAGAACCCACUUGGGAAAAAGAGAUUCAGGACCAAGUUUACACAGGACCAGAAGGAGAAGAUGUUUGCGUUUUCUGAGAAAUUGGGUUGGACAAUGCAAAAGUGCAAUGACGGUUUGGUGGAGGAGUUUUGCAAUGAGGUUGGGAUUGAUAGGAAGGUCCUCAGGGUUUGGAUGCACAACAACAAGAGCACUUUGAGGAAAAAAGAGAUGGGUUUGCUUGGUCAUAAUAGCACUGUCAGUGAUGGUACUGCUACUUUUUGCUGCAAGAAAGAGAUUGAUUACAGUGCUAAUCUUCAUGUUUCUGCUAAUGGGUCUGCUCCUUCUUCUUGAUUUGAUGAGAGAAAAACUGAAAAAAGUUUGUAACUUUUUAAUUUUUUUUUUUUUUUUUUUUUUUUUUGGCUUUUUUUUCUGAUUAGUAGUACUGAUUACUCACUGUUGAUGUUGGAGAAGAUGAACAAGAGAGAGAGAGAGUAGAUAACAAUUAAAAGGACUAAUUUUUCUUAGUAUGAUUAAUUGGUCAGUUAAUGGAGGUUUAAUUAGUUUCUAUGAAUGGCUAGACUGAGUAUUGGUUUCA